Myxocyprinus asiaticus (Chinese sucker) is the source of this 3313-nucleotide messenger RNA. Its product is annotated as caprin-1-like. The record is from RefSeq and is a predicted model, not a curated record. Bases 164 to 2209 code for a protein of 681 amino acids. Gene Ontology annotation, molecular function: RNA binding. Gene Ontology annotation, cellular component: cytoplasm. The transcript is spliced from 19 exons. Lineage: Eukaryota; Metazoa; Chordata; Actinopteri; Cypriniformes; Catostomidae.
CAAACGUAGACACCUAUAAGGGUCCUUCAGCGCUUCUGCAUUGUUAAGAGUUGCUGCUGGAGUUGCCGGGGAGCGUCUGUUUUACCCACAGAAAAUAACAUCUAAAAACACUGAAACCCAACUUCAUCAUACAAAUAUAUCUUUCAAUACAGUGAAGGUAAAGAUGCCAUCAGUGACCACUGGCGACAAUGCUGUUCAGUCCUCCAGUCCAGAUUUGGGCUCUCCGCCAUCUGAAGCCCUCAAGCAAGUUCUUGGUGUAAUUGACAAGAAGGUUCGCAACAUGGAAAAGAAAAAGGUCAAGCUGGAUGAUUACCAGACAAGGAAGAAUAAAGGAGAACGGCUUAACCAGGAUCAGCUGGAGGCUUUGUCUAAAUCUCAGGAGGUGGCUCACAACUUGGAGUUUGCUCGUGAGCUGCAGAAGAACUUUAUGGCUUUAAAUGUGGAGAUCCAGAAAACGGUGAAAAAGAUGGCACGGCGGGAGCAGUUGAAGAGGGAGGAGGCAGAGCGCAAGCGACUGAAGGCGGUGCUGGAGGUUCAGUACCUUCUGGACCAACUGGGGGAGGAAAGCGUGAGGCGCGACCUGACUCAGUCCAGUGUGGAAGCUCCACUGCUCACAGAGUCAGAGCUCACAGCCCUGGACGAGUUCUACAAGCUGAUUGGCCCUGAGCGGGACUCUAGUGUAAGGUUGGCGGAUCAGUUUGUGGAAGCAUCCAUGCAUUUGUGGGAGUUGUUGGAAGGAAGGGAUAAAGCUGUGGCUGGAACCACAUACAAAGCCCUUAAGGAAACCUUAAACAAGAUGCUGCUAAGUGGGUACUUUGAUCAUGCUCAAACGCAUCAGAAUGGAGUUUGUGAAGAGGAGACACGGACCGCUGCUGCAGAGUCAUCAGAGAGCGAGGACCACCCUGCUGAGCCAGAGGUGUCCACUCAAGAAUACAUUGAAACUACUGAGGUUGAAGCAACAGAGUACGUAAACAAACAGUUCAUUCCAGAAGACACCUACAGCAGCAGCGACAAAGAACGAGGAGGAGAGUGGAACACAAGCUCUCAGGCAGUGAGCACUCUCCAGCAGCAGCAGCCUCCUGCAGCCACAAGUCCGUCUCUUGUCAGCUCAGAACCACACACGCUGAACACAGUCCUGCCUCCCCCUGCAACUGACCCAGUGGUCAGGAAGCAGGUAGUCCAAGAUCUCAUGGCUCAAAUGCAGGGUACCUUCAACUUCAUGCAGGACUCCAUGCUGGAUUUUGAGGGACCACCUUUAGAUCCUGCCAUUGUGUCAGCACAACCCAUGAAACCUGCGCAGAUGGUCUGUCCUCCAGCUGACACAGAAUCCAGACUUCCCCAACACAACACACUUCCUGUGCAGCCAGAACCCAUGCAAGUACCUAUGGUCCCCUCGCCAAAAGAGGCAUAUUCCUCCACACCCCCUGUCUACCAGUCCCCUCAUAUCUCUGAGCCCCGACCGCAGACAGACUCCACUGAACCCCUCCAGGUCUCCAUGCCCCUGUCGUCCGAGCAGCCCCCCACCCCUUCCUCUCAGCCCCAGGUGUUUCAGCCUGUCUCCAAACCCCUUCACAGUGGCAUCAACGUUAAUGCAGCUCCAUUCCAGUCCAUGCAAGCGGUGUUCAAUAUGAACGCUCCAAUUCCUCCAACCAAUGAGAUGGACUCUCAAAAGAUUUCCAGUCAGUACCAGAGUAGUUAUGGCCAGGGUUUCAGCACACAGGCCACCCUUCCAGCUGAGCAGCAGGAAAUGCCUCAGGAAUCCAUGCAGUCAGUAGGUAGCCCUUUCCAUUCUCAAGACCAAGGUAUUCCAUCUGCAGGGGGGCACCAGUCUGUACCUCAGCAGCCCUCAGGGCAGGGCACAGGUUUUGGGCGGCCAGGUCAGUCCUUUUACAGCAACAGAGCAAUGCCACGUGCUGGACCCAGAAAUCCCAGAGGGGCUAUGAAUGGAUACCGUGGACCAUCCAAUGGAUUUAGAGGUGGAUAUGAUGGGUAUAGCGCUCCAUUCCCCAACACCCCAAACACCGGAUAUGGGCAGACUCAGUUCAGCACUCCAAGAGAUUACUCCAACAGCACCUACCAACGGGAUGGAUAUCAGCAAAGCUUCAAGCGAGGAGCCACCCAGGGACCUCGAGGUUGCUCUCGAGGACGAGGGGGACAGUAUCGGUCCAGCAGAGGAAUGGGUCCCAUGGCUGCACAACAAACCAGCUAAACUUAAUAUUUUAGCCGCUAUCAGCCCUGUUCAACCCUGCUAAUCUCUUCCACCCAUUGGAUUCCCAAACACGACCCGUGCCCCUCCACACCAUGUAGUUAGAUGACAUCUUGGUAAUCAAGGCAUCAAUUAAUGGUUUUGGGAAAAUGAUAUCAAUGAGAAUAUAGCACUCCAAGCGCUCACUCUCAAUCGUAUGCUAUAUCAUAGCUUUAAACAUUUGAGACAGAACACGUGCCUUUUGAUUAUGGGUGAUUUGUUUUUGAUUAGACAAGGUGGAGAAAUUAGUUGGUACACGUAGCUGGGAACAGCCACUAGAUUCUGAAUGUGAAAUACACCGUAUACCAAAGGCACUUUGAUUUUGGCUGAACAUUUAGUGAAUAUGAAGAAUUUACUUGUAUUAACUGUAUUGUAACUUGAUUUUCUAAUUUUUUUGACUUAGCCAAAUGGUUUACAGAAAAUGCAUUGCACUGUAUGUGGCUGAAUGACUGCUUCAUUGUAUUUCUUCCAAUUACAGUUGAUAAGGAUUAAUGCUAACAAAUAAAUGAUUUUUGAAGGACAAAGCACUUUUUUAAAAGUUUUUCCCACACAUACUGUAUGAGAUACAAGAAGAGAUGCUCUUCUUUGUAGCUACAGUGUACUUGUGUGUUUAUGUUAAAUACAGCACACAUUUAUAGGUUAUUAGUACUUGAUACGAUGAAAAAGAACUAGAUGAUACAAAAAACUGACGCUUUUGACAAUCUGCUUUAAGUACUAAAACAUUUUCAACAGAUUAAACCUGUUCGGUCUGCAUGAUACCUAAAAUGAAUUGCGAAAACUCCAUUUGUUAACUGAAGUUGCUUUGUUACCUUGUUCAAAAAGCAAAUUUUAUUUUUUUUUCAAAUCAAUGUUUUAAUUGACACAUCUGACUUAAACUUCACUCUGAAAAUUCCCAAUGUAGGUAACAGUUAAAAGUUCAGGAUAGCCCUAAUCAAUUAAAAAAAUGAAUCCACAGACUUCCAGUACAAGAAGCUUUCCAUGGCCAUUAAAAAUCUCCACAACAUAUGUAAAAAGAUACUUUCAAAAACAAAAAGAAAUCAAACAUGUUUAUAUCAAACAGCAAAGUUU